Molecule: messenger RNA, 676 nt
Organism: Drosophila montana
Lineage: Eukaryota; Metazoa; Arthropoda; Insecta; Diptera; Drosophilidae
Exons: 3
Coding region: 150-593 (147 amino acids)
Source: RefSeq, a predicted model, not a curated record
AAAAAACAAUGCUUCAAUUUUUAGUCUAACCAAUCGUUCAUAUAUUGACAAUUAAUAGCGGUAACAUCGCCACAAUUGGAGCAAUUCUUAAUCACGGGGCAUAUGCCACAUGGCAUUUGAACCAAACCAGGUGCCGGCAAAGUGCUAAAAUGUCGCAAACACACAGUUCAGAUGACGAAACUGAUUUUAAGGCCGUCAAUACAACUAAUUACCAACGAAUACAGGAAAAAGUAGAAAAGAUAAAUUAUGCUGAUGGAAUUGCAGAUGGACGCGAACAAGUGUUUCAGACCAGCUUCGAUCAAGGCUAUGCCGAUGGAUUAAGAACUGGAAUGGAAUUAUCCAAGUUCCCGGCCUUUUAUGACGUACUCAAAACCGCAAAUAUUGACGAAACUUUAUCAAAGGAGCAUGUGGCCUACGAGGAAAUGAAGUUAUCAAAACCUACAGAUAAGUGCCACUUUAAGUAUUUGGAGCAUCAAAGUGAGCCACUCAGCGUUGUAUCCGAAAAACAAAAUGCCUAUAUAGACAAUUUUUUGGAACACUGCGACGAAGCGCUGCAAAAAACAACAAAUUUAUUCAAGUCGCAAGCGAAAUGAUUUAUGUAUUAACCUGAUUUAAUGCGUGUGUGAUUAGGAAUUAUAAUAUAUUAACUGAAAGUUGAUUUGACUUAUAAAUACAA